AUGUGCGAUGUGGUACUACUGUGUAGAGUUAGCGAUGGCAUGACUUUGGUCGAAACGAACAGCGAGUCCAAAAAUAUUGCACACAAAAUAGAGUUGAAAAAAUUAUGUAAGAGGCUACAGUCUUUUCCCAGUUUGUCUACCGUGACGUCCAAUCAGUUCAAUUACCACUUCCUCAUCGAAAAUGGAAUAGCCUACAUCGCAGUUUUCCCCGUUACCUACCCGAAGAAAUUAGCCUUCUUAUUUUUAAACGACAUUUGCAAGCAGUUCAAUGAAGAGCUGAUGAUCCAGUAUGGGACGCACUCGAUAGAUUACAGGUCCAUCAUAGAGACCAUCGAGAAGCCCUACUCCUUCAUCAAAUUCGACAGAAAAAUUUCAAAGAUCAAACAGGAGUACAAGGACCCUCGGUCCAACAUUGCUAUUAAAAAGCUUAACGAAAGCCUAAACGAAGUCAGCAGCAUAAUGAGGAAGAACAUAGACGAUAUCCUUCUGCGUGGAGAGAAUCUGGAAGAUGUCGGACGGAAAGCCUUUAACUUGAAGUACGAGUCGGAGAAGUUUAAAAAGGUCUCCAGAGUGCUCAGCCUAAGAUAUACCCUGUACCAAUACGGAAUCUUCGCCUUCGUAAUUUUCUUUUUUUUUUUAAUUAUAGUUUUUAAGAAUUAUUUUUAA
Plasmodium fragile is the source of this 666-nucleotide messenger RNA. RefSeq lists its product as uncharacterized. The transcript has 6 exons. NCBI's taxonomy places the organism in Eukaryota, Apicomplexa, Aconoidasida, Haemosporida, Plasmodiidae. Gene Ontology annotation, biological process: vesicle fusion with Golgi apparatus; endoplasmic reticulum to Golgi vesicle-mediated transport; retrograde vesicle-mediated transport, Golgi to endoplasmic reticulum. Gene Ontology annotation, molecular function: SNAP receptor activity. Bases 1 to 666 code for a protein of 221 amino acids. Gene Ontology annotation, cellular component: Golgi membrane; ER to Golgi transport vesicle membrane; SNARE complex. The record is from RefSeq and is a predicted model, not a curated record.